AUGGCUCAAUCAAAUACCUAUCUACCAGACAGUGUUGGUGUGUUUAAACCCUUCUGGCUGUGUUGGCGCCUCCUGGGUGUAUUGUCGUGGCAAAGAAAAGACAUUACAAUGAUUUAUGACAUUUUUAUGAAUUUAUUUAUAAAUAUUUGGUAUCCCGUUCAUUUGACUGUGGGCCUGAUAUUGCUGCCGAUGCACGAUGAGAUCUAUAAGAAUAUGUCCAUAACAAUAACGUGCAUAGUGUGCACUUUGAAACACUAUUGCAUCAGAUGGAAAUUAAGAGAAAUUCUUAAAAUUAUGGAUUUAUUUGGCAAAUUGGAUAAAAGGAUACAUAGUUUAGAAGAGCGUAAGUAUUUUACGAAAUACAACAUCACAAUAGCCAAAUUGCUGGCGAAGCUAUAUUUUUCUGUGUAUAUGGGAGCUAAUGUGGCAGCUUUAGUGGCUUUGUUGUGGGACAGCGAAAGACGACUGAUGUAUCCAGCCUGGUUUCCUUUCGACUGGAGUUCUUCAUCUGGUUUAUAUUAUUCAGCGAUACUAUACCAAUUUGUAGGAGUUACGAUAUUGAUAGUACUGAAUUUUACGAACGAUGCCUUUGGACCAGUUACCUUGUGCCUAUUCAGUGGCCAAGUGCACUUGUUAUCCAUGAGAGUGGCUAAACUGGGUUAUGAUAAGAAAAAAUCUGCGAAACAAAAUGAAAAUGAAUUGAAUUUGUGCAUAGAAGAUCAUAUCAAAUUGAUCAACCUUUUUAAUAUUACGGAAGACUCUAUAUCGUAUGUCCAAUUGAUUUUGUUCAUUUCCAGUGGGCUAAAUAUAUGUGUGGUGUUGGUAUAUUUGUUUUUCUAUGUUGAUAAUUUAUUUGCCUACAUUUAUUAUACUACUUUUCUGGCCGCAAUUGCAGUUGAAUUGUUUCCCAUUUAUUAUUACGGCUCGAUUUUGCAAGAGGAAUUUAAUAAUUUGCCAUAUGCCAUAUUCUCCAGUAAUUGGCCAUCGCAGACAAGAUCUUAUCGUCAAAAUGCCGUCGUAUUUGGAGAGGUUGCACUGCGCAAAAUAACUAUGCUAGCGGGUGGAGUUGUAGGCAUUCGUCUGGAUAGUUUUUUUGCCAUUUGCAAAAUGGCCUAUUCGUUGUUCGCAGUGGCUAUGACAAUUAAGUAG
Messenger RNA from Lucilia cuprina (Australian sheep blowfly), 1149 nucleotides. RefSeq names its product odorant receptor 33a-like. Bases 1 to 1149 code for a protein of 382 amino acids. The transcript is spliced from 2 exons. NCBI's taxonomy places the organism in Eukaryota, Metazoa, Arthropoda, Insecta, Diptera, Calliphoridae. Gene Ontology annotation, biological process: sensory perception of smell; detection of chemical stimulus involved in sensory perception of smell. Gene Ontology annotation, cellular component: plasma membrane. The record is from RefSeq and is a predicted model, not a curated record. Gene Ontology annotation, molecular function: olfactory receptor activity; odorant binding.